Ceratosolen solmsi marchali is the source of this 1910-nucleotide messenger RNA. It is a transcript of the gene Drep2, whose product is annotated as DNA fragmentation factor-related protein 2. Bases 82 to 1638 code for a protein of 518 amino acids. The record is from RefSeq and is a predicted model, not a curated record. Gene Ontology annotation, biological process: regulation of apoptotic process; apoptotic process. Lineage: Eukaryota; Metazoa; Arthropoda; Insecta; Hymenoptera; Agaonidae. The transcript has 5 exons.
UCAGUUUUCUAAUGAUGCAAUUGUCACAGAUAACAAUAUAAAGUUUGAAGGACACUCCCUUAUCUGUAGGAAUAUGAAGUAAUGGCAAGAGAGGAGUCACGAAGUAAAAAACCAUUUAAGAUAUGGGACAGUUGGCGGAAUAUACGGAAAGGUUUAGUCGUCAGCAACUUGGAAGAAUUGGUCCAUAGGGAGAUAAAUAAACGUGAUCACAACAUUUUCAAGACAAUUUUCACGCUGCAGAACCACCACACAAGUUAUCAAAAAGGAAAAGAAAAACUUGGUAUUCCUAUAAAUGAGAAUGUUGUUCUGGUAUUAGAGUCUGAUGGAACUCAAAUAGAUGAUGGAGAAUAUUUCAAAACUUUAUCAAACAAUACAAUCCUGAUUCUUUUACGAAAUGGCGAGAGUUGGUGUCCAACAGGUGUCGACAUUAUACGAGCUGCAAUCUCAGCUAUUCCAAAAAUAGUUUGUGAAACUAUUCAUGCCCUAGAAUUACAUGAUGAAACACCUACAUGGGAAAUUAUGGAUAAUAAAGGUCGAGUCACAGUGGCAUUACACUGGGAUCAUCGUUCAUCAUCGACAAAUCAAGUUCAGCAGACCAAAAUAUUUGAUAGCGCACAAAACACUAAAUAUUCAUCAUUAAAAAAAUCUAAAUUAUAUUCAUCACAAAAACCAUCAUUAGUAAUUCAAACGAGUCUUGAUAAAUUAAAUUAUGGUACUAAAUUGUCGACUUGUUCUGAGCUUAUCACACCAGUAUCACAUUACAAUAGCCCUCAAAUUACAGUAAUAAAUCACGACGAUAUCAUACAGCGAAAGUACAGUAGUCCAAAUAAUAGUUCCUAUGGGCCUAUUAGUCAACAUGGCCAUCUUUUGAAAAAAAGUACUAGCUCAUUUGAUAGUACCAUUACUCAUAUUCAUACUUCCGAAUGUUUAAAUCACAUUAAUGAACCAAUUAUUAGUAAUGGUAGUCCUGUAAAUAUAACAGAUAAUACUUCGGGGCAAGAAUGUGACUUUCAUUGCUAUGCUCUUCACGAGGAAGGUCGACGUAUCGCUGUGCAUAAAUCUGUGGCUACAUCACCAAUUCAAGAUACAUAUGGAGUUCAACAACAACUGCAAAUUUUAUCAUCGCAACCAGUAAGUUCGCUUUCAGACAAUACUCGCCGCCAAAGUAUAGUCAAAGGUCAUGUAAGAUUUUGUGAUACAACUGAAGAAGAAGAACAACGUGGAAUCUACCCUUUUGAUCAAAUACAUCAAUACCAUACGGAGCAGCAUGAAAGUUCAGAAUCUGAGACAGAAAAUACUAUUAUGGAAGAUGAAAUCGUUACAUCAGAAAAGUUUUUAUUACUUAUUGAUCAGCUAACUGUCGAACAAAAAAAUCAUCUUAGUAUAAAAGAUAUUGGUAUAAUUCUCGAACGACUCAGUUCAAAAAUUCUUGAUGUAGAAAGACUUGAUCGUGAAAAUGAAAGCGAAGAUUGUUAUAAUUGGACAAUUAAAGCUAUUAUUAGAGGCGAUAUGCUACGCGAGCUUGGUGUUAUAUACAAUGGCAAUUACUAUAUUAUUUCUGAACAUCCAGGAUAUAAAGAAGAAUCUGAGGAAAAUAAUGAAGACAAUGAAGACGAUGAAGAGGAAAAUAGAUUAUAAUAUCAAUAUAGAUAACCUGUCAUCCAUUUUGCUACCUUUUAGCUCUUUACCAUCUCUGUAUAUCUUUCAGUCUUGACUUUGGCUGUCUAUAUAUUUCAUUAUAGAAUCAUGGUACAUCUAAAAAUGGUUUGCUUUAUAUAGAGUUUACUAAAUCAAUCAAGGGCAAUUCAGGGGAAAGGAAUUAACUACUAAUAGUAAUUUAACAGAAUGUUAUACUUCCAAGACAUUUUCCACAAUAAAAUACGAUAUUCUAUGUAAAAUUAAAUAUUGAA